AUGGGUCUCGACGAAUUUCUCCCUGUGGAGGACCUGGUCAGCCAGAUGGGGGGUGCGCCUCGUACCAGUGGCUGGGAUGUUGUCGUCAGUUAUAAAGUCAAAGAACUCAACGAUCUGCUCUUGAAGGUGUGGAAGAACAAAGACAAUAGUGAACAGCCGGUGGACCCAUUUGUGACCAAAAAAUUUGAAAAGCGUCACCACAAGGACUGUCUGCAUAGCGUCACGACGUGGCAGGUCAAAAUCCAGCCUCCAAUUCUUCAGUUCACUGCUGAUCGGGCAGUUCUAAAAUCCGAUAUUACGGGCACUGUAUCUGUUCAAUACUACUCAGGUAAUGUACCAGGUAAAGAGCAGAAAGAUGGUGAUCCCGAAGUAGAUGAUAUCGGAGCGGGCUGGGUGAUGACAGUAAAAGUCCCGAUGUCUUCAGUGUCGGUGAAUAAUGACCAAAUUCAAAGCCAGCGGUCCCAGGGAGAAAUCCUUGAUUUCUCGUCUGAUCCCACCCACAAAGGGCACAUUGUGUUCGAUUUCGAGCUCUCGGACGACUUCGAGGUCACGUUCGACUAUACAGGACCAGGUGACGAUGACCCCGACGAAGAUCAACCAGACCCCAACAUAGACCAGGUAAAAAGAUGGUUUAAGAAGAACGUUAGGGCAAUUGACUUCUCUUUGGCAGCGGUCACUCAAGAUCAGGAUCCUAAAAUUGCAUAUCUGACGCCGCAACAGAUGGCAUUUCAGUUGUAUCAUCCACCAAAACCGGGUCCUGAUACGGAUCUGUCCAUUGCGUGUCUGAGCGUUUAUAUCAAAACGAAAGAAAGUGGUCCAGGCAAUGGUAUUGGAGAUCAAAUCCCCGAGUUCGCAGGAACCAAGGGAAACAUCCAUCCGAUACCACAGGGUCACAGUUCCAGCAUCAUUAUCAAUAAAGAGAUUAUAUGGGAUCAAUUGCUAUUGCCAAAACUCAAAAAUAUCACCAACAGUCACGGUACUAAGGCUUUCAGGGAAUUCUCUGAUGAGUCAAUGAGAAUACCAACCGGACUUCAGUUGAAGAUGAAGUGGGACAUCACGUACCCCUGGCAGGGGGCCAAAGAUGGCCUCGGUGAUGAUCUUAUCGGUGGCUGGUGGGAUUAUGAUCCUGGCGCACAGGCCGCAGCUAAUGGCUCAAUGAGUGAAGAUAUGAAGGCUCAUCUUCAAAGCUCCGACGGGCCUGUGCUGACGAUCAAAGACACCGGCGAUAUAGUGUUUGAUUCGAACUUUACAGACGUGUCUGUGCGGACAUUUAUGUACAAGGUCUGGAUCAGAUCAGGCGGAGACGUGAUGUACGGCGUCCAAGCGAAUGCGAGCCGAAACAUUUUAGCCGAUGACGAGCAAAUCGAGGCCCAAAUUAGCGUUGGCGAAUCAGACUGGAAGCCGAAUAUUUACGAUGGAAGUGCUCGUGGUGACAUGCGAGACGACCACAUCAAAUGGUUGAAACGAUUUGUCUGGCCAACCUUUGCUAUCUCGGUAAAACUGAACUUCUUUGCGACUACGAAUGUGUUUGCUCCUGGAAAGCAUAUCAUCAAGGUCGACAGGAAUGUCGGCAUUAGAGUUCCCUAUGACUUUUUGCUUGUGGGGGAUUUGGUCGAUCCGACUGACUGA
Messenger RNA from Talaromyces marneffei, 1629 nucleotides. RefSeq lists its product as uncharacterized. The transcript is spliced from 2 exons. The record is from RefSeq and is a predicted model, not a curated record. Lineage: Eukaryota; Fungi; Ascomycota; Eurotiomycetes; Eurotiales; Trichocomaceae. The coding region runs from base 1 to 1629 and encodes 542 amino acids.